CUCUUUCGCUGCCAGCGCGGCGUGGCUGCUCAGCACUCUUCAAAAUGUCGUCGCGUGGGGACCGCGAGGAAGCCCGAAUGGCCCACCUGGGCGGUAUGGCGGACCUUGCGAGCAUGGCGAAGAUUUCCAGCCAGACUUCAUCCUGCGAAUAACAGAAGCCAACGUUCCAGUCGCGUGUCAGAAUAGGACUUCAGUACUAGCAAAUGGCACAUCGCCUGGCCCGCCCAUUCGACUUCAGCCUGGCCGGAGAAGCUGGAUUCGCGUCUAUAAUGACAUGGAGCGUUGGAACACCACAAUACAUUGGCAUGGGCUGAGUCAGCGGAUGGCACCUUUCAGCGAUGGCACCCCAGCAGCAAGUCAGUGGCCAAUUCCGCCGGGCCACUUUUUCGACUAUGAAGUGUAUCCGACGAAGAACGAGAGCGGCACCUACUUCUACCACAGCCAUGUUGGCUUUCAGGCAAUGUCUUGUGCAGGCCCACUGAUCAUUGAGGACCCUGCGGAGGAUCAGCCUUACAGGAAUCAGUACGACGAGGAGCGCAUCGUCCUCAUCACCGAUUACUACAACCAGACCGACGAGCAGAUCGAAUUCGGUCUCUUGAACACGACAUUCAAGUGGCCUGGUGAAGUCAAUGCAGUGCUCAUCAAUGGAGUUGGUGUUGCGAAGGGAGAGACAGCUGGCCAAGGCGCUUGCAAGCUGCCCGUGAUUGAUGUAGAGCCCGGUAAGACGUACCGCAUGCGCUUCAUUGGAGGCACCGCCAUCAGCCUGGUCCAAUUCGCCAUUGAAGGUCACCAUAACUGGACGAUCAUCGAAGCCGAUGGUAGCUACACCAAGCCGUACACCCUUCCAAAGGACUUCAGAUUCAUGCAACUGUCCAGCGGACAGCGUUUCGACGUGCUUUUCAAAACCAAGACCGUGGCCGAGCUCAACGGAAAGACCGAUUACCUCAUCCAAUACGAGACCAAAGAUCGACCCGCCGUCUAUCGUGGCUAUGGCGUUCUGCGAUAUUCCGGCGGCAAGCCCAACAUCACCACAGCACCAAGCACACCUCUCUUCAAGCUCAGCAACCACACCUACGACUGGCUCGAAUACGCCCUCGAACCCCUCAAACCCAACAACUUCCCCCAAGCCUCCGAAGUCACCCGCCGCAUCCUCAUCGACAACCGCCAAAUCGGCCUCUCCGCCGAAAUCAUCUGGCAAGCAAACGGCCUCAACUGGACCGAACUCCUCUCCUCCCCCUACCCGGGCGAAGAACCCUACCUCACCCACAUCUACAAAAACGGCCCCUCCGCCAUGCCCAACUACACCGCCGCCCUGCAAAACGGCGGCUGGGACCCUCACUCCCUCGCCUUCCCGGCAAAACUCGGCGAAGUCCUAGAAAUAAUCUGGAUCAAUACCGGCUCCUUGGUGAAAAACGGGGGUGGGCAGGAUUAUCAUCCUUUCCAUGCUCACGGGGCUCAUUACUACGACAUCGGCUCGGGGAAUGGAACGUACGAUCCCAUCGCCAACGAGAAGAAACUCGCGCAUUACAACCCUGUGCUCCGCGACACCACGAAUCUAUACCGGUACAUCGACAAGACCACCGCGGGGAGUCAACUUGGUUGGAGGGGGUGGAGGUUACGAGUUACGGAUCCGGGGGUUUGGAUGAUGCAUUGUCAUAUUUUGGCGCAUAUGAUUAUGGGGAUGCAGACGGUGUGGGUGAUGGGGGAUUUUCAACAGGUUACGAGGAUUCCGCUUUUUGAUGCGGAGAGUUAUCUCACGUUUGGGGGCAGUGCGUAUGGGAAUGAGACGUUUAGUCCGUGGGUGAAUCACUUUUUUGAGGAUGCUGAUGAGGAGGAGGUGUAAGGGAGGGGAGGAUGAUGGGGAGGGGAGGUUAAGGUCGGGAAUGACGGUACGACUUGAUGCAUCCAUCAUAUGAGGCGUUUAAAGGUCUGGUGUACAUAAUCUAGCUCUGGAUGGGUGGGAAGGGGUGUGACAUGUGUAUAGAUAUGAUACCUCAUGUAGCGUUGAAAGUGCAAGUUCGACACGCU
Molecule: messenger RNA, 2028 nt
Organism: Pseudocercospora fijiensis CIRAD86
Lineage: Eukaryota; Fungi; Ascomycota; Dothideomycetes; Mycosphaerellales; Mycosphaerellaceae
Exons: 1
Coding region: 275-1843 (522 amino acids)
Molecular function (GO): oxidoreductase activity; copper ion binding
Source: RefSeq, a predicted model, not a curated record